CCUCAUGAUCUGCACCAAAACCUUGAAUCAAACGCAGCCUGAAGACCUGAGGGGGGGGGGGGGAGGGACCCAGACCUCAGGGGGUCAACACGUGGUCUGAGGACCUGUGAGGGGACGCCUGAAGGCCUCUCCUUGUUUUCCACCUGAAAACCCAACGUCUUCCUCAGCUUUAGCUCAAAUAUAAACCCUGAGCUCUGGGUGCUUCUGGUCUGCAGACGAUGGCGCCUCCUUCCUCCAACUCCAGUGAUGGAGGAGAACAAUGCAUCGUGAACGACCAGAUGGGACCCUUCACCGUCCUCUACACCCUCGUCUUCAUCAUCAGCGUUCCUGGAAACCUGCUGUCUGUGUGGAUCUUCAUCCGCAGCCGCAGAGUCAAGCAGCGCAGCCUCAGUGUGUAUCUUCUGAACCUGCUGCUCUCCGACCUCCUGCUGCUCCUCGCCCUCCCCUUUAAGAUCCUGAAGGACGGGGGGGCAGCUCCGUGGAGCCUGAAGGUGUUUCACUGCCAGGCCAGCGCCGUCACGCUCUACAUCAGCCUGUACGCCUCCAUCGCCUUCCUCGCCUUCAUCAUCACCGACUGCUACCUGCAGGACUGCACCUCGCUGCGCUCCAUGUGGCUGCAGGGGGUGGGCUUCUCCUGGCUGGUGUCUGUGGUGGUCUGGAUGCUGCUGCUCCUCAUCAUGGUGCCAAACAUGGCUCUGCCCAUUCAGCACGUUCAGGAGCAGCGUUUCCUCAGCUGUUCGUCUCUGAAGAAGGGCAUCAGCCUCCACUGGCACGCGUUGACCGUGGUCCUCUGCACAGCGCUGUUCCUGAACGCCUCGUUCUCCGUGCUGCUCUCCAGCUUCCUGGCUCUCCGGAGGCUCCUUGGCAGCUGCAGAGACCCCCUGCUGAGGGCAGAUGCCCGGCGGGCGGCGGUCAGCGUGACGGCCGUGGCGUUGGCGUACAUCGUGGGCUUCGUUCCGUACCACGUGGUGCGAGCUCCGUACACUCUGACGCAGACUAAAGUCAUCACUGAGUGCAGCGUCAGGAGGAAGCUGUUCCUGGGGAAGGAGGCCACGCUGCUGCUGAGCGUCCUGCAUCUCUGCUUCGACCCGCUCAUCUUCUAUUACCUCCAUGAGCCUUUCAGACAGACGGUAAGCAACAUGAUGCCCUGCUGGAGGAAGAAGAGGAGCGAGGAAGAGGAAGAGGAAGAGGAAGAGGGAAAGGCUGCAGAAGAAGAGGCUGCAGAGGGAAAGGCUACAGUCGAACAAGAUCUUCAAACUACUUUGAUUUGACCUAAAACAUGAUCUUUAUAGACAAUAUAUUUGAUCAUAUUUUUAUAUUGCUGUGCCUAAAUAUUCCCCUGAAGGAGUCUUUGUAAAGUACUGACUCUCGAAUGGUGGCACCAAGUCUGGCUGCAGUUUUUAUAUUUCAGUUUGUACUGUAUUUAACUCACCAAAAGCACAUGAUUUAAAGGUCCCCUAUUAUACUGUUGUUCAUCAAUAUAUCACAGGUCUCAGAUAUAUACAGAACAUGUCUCUGAUUGGCUGAAACACCAAACAGAUCAUU
Trematomus bernacchii (emerald rockcod) is the source of this 1545-nucleotide messenger RNA. It is a transcript of the gene gpr171, whose product is annotated as G protein-coupled receptor 171. The coding region runs from base 219 to 1271 and encodes 350 amino acids. The record is from RefSeq and is a predicted model, not a curated record. Gene Ontology annotation, biological process: G protein-coupled receptor signaling pathway. The transcript has 5 exons. Gene Ontology annotation, molecular function: G protein-coupled purinergic nucleotide receptor activity. NCBI's taxonomy places the organism in Eukaryota, Metazoa, Chordata, Actinopteri, Perciformes, Nototheniidae. Gene Ontology annotation, cellular component: membrane.